Molecule: messenger RNA, 1046 nt
Organism: Hypoxylon trugodes
Lineage: Eukaryota; Fungi; Ascomycota; Sordariomycetes; Xylariales; Hypoxylaceae
Exons: 4
Coding region: 230-883 (217 amino acids)
Source: RefSeq, a predicted model, not a curated record
AGACCCCAGUUCUCUUCCUCUCAUUUUGCUAUCGUACUCGUACAAUCUUCCGAGUCACAAUGUCCAUAGUACUACACCGAAGAGGAGGCUUGGACCUCACGAACAGGUGGGAAGAUAACAAAUGUCUUCACCAUAGAUUGGAGCAACGAACUUACCAAGACCAUUUGCAUCUCAACAGGGUUCAAGACAAUGCAAGUAGUCGUAGGUAAGACGGUCUACAAACCUGGAGAUGUUACUUACAAGAUAUAUACGGCUGUCAACGGAGAACGCCGAAAGAUGGAACUGCCACCUUAUGCUAUUGCAGAUACGGAGAGAGUAUCUGAACUGGGCCGGACAGCAAUGCCGAUCAUAUAAAGACUUGGUAUCUUUAAUCCAAGAGCAUGGUGGCGACAAUACUUCACAGGCACUGAAAUUGCUUCUCUCCUAUGAACAUGCCAGAUGUAACAUCGUUGGCGAAGCUACCCUCGGAAUCGACCCCAUUCCCCGCGACACCCAGACCAUGCCGGGCAGCGUACCUGUGCCUCGAUUGAUUGUUGCCCAGUGGGAUACUCUCAGCACCAAAAUCUCGGACCAGUGGGCCCAACAACUAUUCCAAUGUCCAGAUGGACUUGUAUACAAGCUGCUGAUGUCUCAGGAACCCACAAAGAUCCACGCCGGUUAUAUCGCGUUGCAUGUUUUGACAGACGGAAGCUUGUGGGUUGUAGAGGAUCAACACAGACGCGGUAAAGAACACUCGACAGAGGGACACCCCGCCCCCGAAGCCAUCAAUACGAUCGAGGAUGGCCUGAAUGAGCUAUUAUUUGUCUUCGCUACUUCGUGUAAGAAGGUGGGAUUCGAGGCUGUCUAUAGGGGGUUGAGCCAGACAUGGCAAAAAAUAUCAUGACAAGCUGAUGAGCUGACCCUGAAUACAGUGACGCGUCUCUAGAUUGGCUUCCAUCGCUGAAGAAACUUUGCGAGACUGAGUGGAAACGACGAAGCUUCUCAAAGAAGGAGUGACCACCAAGUAUCAAGCAAGGGGAUCUGCCUUGUAACGAAAGUACGAGCAU